Molecule: messenger RNA, 2305 nt
Organism: Alosa sapidissima (American shad)
Lineage: Eukaryota; Metazoa; Chordata; Actinopteri; Clupeiformes; Clupeidae
Product: G protein pathway suppressor 2-like
Exons: 12
Coding region: 209-1315 (368 amino acids)
Biological process (GO): regulation of transcription by RNA polymerase II
Cellular component (GO): transcription regulator complex
Molecular function (GO): transcription coregulator activity
Source: RefSeq, a predicted model, not a curated record
AAACGACCUAAUGAACUGUGACCUCGGAAACGUAUGUAGUUGUACAAACAAUCACGGAGGCUAAUGUAUUGGCUACCUCAAGAUAACUUAUAACGUUAGCGUUGCGAGAAAUAACCAAGAGACAAACACAAACACACAACACACAAGCGUGUUCUCCUUUGGAAAGAUUCAGAAGAAUACAAAACUGGCACCCCCACUACCUGUCACGAUGCCCGCUCUAUUGGAGAGACCAAAGCUGUCCAAUGCGAUGGCCAGAGCGCUCCACAAACACAUUAUGAGGGAAAGGGAACGAAAGAGACAAGAGGAGGAAGAGGUGGACAAGAUGAUGGAACAGAAAAUGAAGGAGGAGGAAGAAAGGAAGAGAACUAAAGAGAUGGAGGAGCGAAUGUCAUUGGAGGAAACAAAAGAACAGGUUCAAAAGAUGGGGGAAAAGUUGCAGGGGCUUCAGGAGGAAAAGCAUCAACUCUUUCUACAGCUGAAAAAGGUCCUGCAUGAGGAGGAGAAGAGGCGUAGGAAAGAGCAGAGAAUCAGUUUUAGGUCUGGACCCUUUGUCAGCCCAGGUUCAACUUCUCGACUGAUGACACGAUGUUACACGAAUGAAUUUCUUGACGGAAAUUCUCAAAUGUCAUGUGACAUUACAACAUUGACCUCGGCCAGCUACCAGUCAAGCAUACCGAUGCAUGGGCAGCAUCUGCUCAGCAUGCAAGGCAGUCCUGUCGGUCACAGUCGGUCUGGAGGGCUCCUUGCUGACCGAAGCAAGCAGCUGUUUCAGACUCCUGUCAUUCCUGGUCGUCCUUUCCCUGGCCAGGCUGGCUUCAGCACGGGCUCCAGUGAACAUGGUCAGUUCACGGCGGGACAGUCGGUGCACGAGCCGUACGUGGUGACCACUGCCCAGCACCCCUCCAGCUACGCCGCCAGCUCCUCCGUGCCCAUUAGCUUUGCCAGCAGUUCCCAGAUCCGAGGGGCCUCAGCGUUCCAGGCCAUGCAGUAUCUGCCUCACCAACCACAAGGCUUUGCCGUUCACGCUGGUCACUUUUCUUCUCAACCAGGCUUCAUACCCAGUGCUGGAAUCCCCCUUCAAAAACAGCUGGAACAUGCCAAUCAGCAGUCUGGCUUUACUGACUCGGGAACCCUGAGAUCCAUUCCCCCCCAGGCCCUCCAUGUCAGUGCUGCUGGCCUCCUGCCCACUCCCUCCAUGGCUGUCCAGAUCCCCAGUGCCAAGGCUUCCUUCCCAGCCUCGGCCCAGCCGGCCCCUCGCCAUGCUCUCUUCUCUCACACCCAGCCUGGCCAGAGAUUCUAUCACCACAGCAAGUGACCAGGCCUCUCUUCCUACCAAACAGUCUUUUUCUGUUGAGGAUACAUGGUCAUGGUCUAACUCCAAAGAGACUCUCCCAUUAUGGUUCAACUGGACAAAUUAUCAUACCUUGGGGCGGUUGUGGUGACCACCAAAUUACAAAAUGUACAGCAAUGUCUGCAGCAUCUAUUUUAGUAAAUAAGUGACAAGUUCUUUGUGCUCUGAAAUGUAAAGAAUAAAGAUGAAAACCUAAGACAUUGAGUUUUGACUGUAAUUGGUGUUCAUAUCAGCUUUACAGCUUAGUUGCUUUUAGUUUCUUUUAACUCCCAUGCUAGUCCUUGUCAGAGGGGAGUUUGCCAUGUUUUAGUUUUUAAAUGUUUUAAAGAGACAGAUAGCUUCAGUCUAUGCCCUGUCUGAUGGUGAAUGUGAGCAGUUCCUACUACCUCUUAGUAGUAUCCCCUGCUGCAAAUGUCCUGGACUGUUUGUGUGUCUGGUUUUAUCUCUGGUGGCAUAGCUAUGUCAGUAAGCUGUUGAGGCAUGCAAUGCAUAGAGAGCCUGGCCCACGCCUGAAUUCAGGCACAGUGCCUAAGAACUUUUAAGCCCUAGGUAAAGGAGAAUUUUAGUAGUUUAACUCAGAAUGUGCCGAUCUACCAGCCAUGCAUGCACUGCCUUGUGAACCCUGGAGAAAUGAGAAGUAUUGUUCUGGGACCUGUUCAAAGCUUUAUCGCUUGCAGCUAUUAACAUGAUAAAGUCACUGACCAUCAAUUCUGCCCUCGCCAGCUUGACCGCGAUGUUGCUCUGUGUGAGUGACACAUUUGGUUGUUUCUGUGUGCUGUGUUUUGCUGAAGCAUUAAGUCUUGUUCAACAUUUUAUUUUUUAUUUCAGUUGUUACAACAGCAGAACAGAAAAAUAUCUCAAGAUGUUAAACCAAAAAUAUGUUGUAGUUCCCAAUGUCAAACACGCUGUGACCUUUUACACUACAACAAAUAAAAAUCAAUUUUUGAAAUCAAA